Molecule: messenger RNA, 1394 nt
Organism: Nematolebias whitei (Rio pearlfish)
Lineage: Eukaryota; Metazoa; Chordata; Actinopteri; Cyprinodontiformes; Rivulidae
Gene: aida
Product: axin interactor, dorsalization associated
Exons: 11
Coding region: 211-1134 (307 amino acids)
Biological process (GO): determination of ventral identity
Cellular component (GO): membrane
Molecular function (GO): phosphatidylinositol binding
Source: RefSeq, a predicted model, not a curated record
GAUGUGUCCGAGAGUCGGAGCAGACAAACAGGGCUUGGUCAAGGGUGUCACCGUUUUAGUUUUUUUUAUUUAAUUUUUUUAUCCGUGUGUCUUUGGACGUGUUGAUAACCCAGGACUGUGACGACGCUGCCGCCGCCGACAAGCCCCGUAGAUGAAUCUCCUCCUCGGCUAUGCUGCCCUGAGAGCGCCGCGAGUAUCCGCCCCGCCAAAAUGUCUGAUGUCAACAAGACUAUUCAGAAAUGGCACGCCAGUUUUAAGAAAGGCACAGACUUUGACUCGUGGGGACAAUUAGUGGAGGCUAUAGAUGAGUACCAAAUUCUAGCAAGACAGCUGCAGAAAGAAGUCCAGUCUACGAAUUCAUCAGACUUCACAGAGGAGCAGAAGAAAACCUUAGGAAAGUUUGCGACAUGCCUGGAGAUGAGAAGUGCCAGUCUGCAGUGCACGCAGUCCAAGGAAGAGUUCAAGUUAGAAGACCUGAAGAAACUGGAAACCAUAAUAAAGAACAUACUCACCUAUAACAAAGAGUUUCCCUUUGACGUCCAGCCGGUGCCGUUAAGGAAAAUCCUCGCUCCGGGUGAGGAGGAGAACCUUGAGCUGGAGGAAGAGGAGGAUGCUGCGGCAGGAGCCGGCUCAGCCGAAGCGUUCCCACCGAGAGCUCCUGCUUCUCAAGGGACCUUGUUGCCACGGUUACCUUCAGAACCUGGGAUGACACUACUUACAAUAAAGAUUGAAAAAAUUGGGUUGAAGGAUGCCGGCCAGUGCAUCGAUCCUUACGUCACCAUCAGCGUCAAAGAUGUGAACGGCGUGGAUUUGAACCCAGCACAGGACACUCCUGUGGCCACCAGAAAGGAAGACACCUACGUUCACUUCAGUGUGGACGUAGAGAUUCAGAGACACACAGAGAAAUUACCCAAAGGAGCAGCGAUCUUCUUUGAAUUUAAGCACUACAAGCCCAAAAAGAGGUUCACCAGCACAAAAUGUUUCGCCUUCAUGGAAAUGGACGAGAUCAAACCCGGGCCGAUCGUAAUAGAACUGUACAAGAAGCCGACUGACUUCAAGAGGAAGAAACUGCAGCUUCUCACAAAGAAACCACUUUAUCUCCACCUCCAUCAGACGCUACACAAAGACAGCUAAACUCGAGUCGCCUCUCUUAAUCCCAUGAAGCCUCCUCCUCAUCAUCAUCCAGUAAUACCAAAUCAAGGCUGUGGGAUUUAUGAAGAAAAUACACAAACUGACCCAGAUGUUUGUCACAUCAGCUCACUCAAAGGUUUUAUAUUUAAAUGCUUUUGGUUUCAGCUGAAACUCAAAAAUCUGAACACUUUAUUUUUAUUUUUUAAAGCGGUAGCACGGUAAAUCAGUUUGAAACCACCUCAUGUUUAGUCUUCCACGUGUAG